AUGAGCGGAGCUCUAACUUCUCAGCGACGUGGUGGACGCGUGCGAGGGGCCGAGGGGUACCACACCGAAGACAUCCGAGCGCUUCUUCGAUGUGUCAAGAACGUCGUGCCUACCACGGCCGAAGAAUGGAGCCACGUGCUGGACCAAUACCGUACAACGCACGCGGUCCCUAACACGCGCGCCCAACGCGAUACGAGCUCCUUGAAGGCCAAGUUCAAGCAGCUGGCACGUGAGUUUCGACCGGAAGAGAGCAGUCGCUGGGACGUGCAAGAAGCGGGAGCAAUUUGGCAGCUGAUCCAGACCAAAAUGGUGGCUGGCCAGUGUCUCCAGCGUCGAGGAGGCCGAGCUCGAGGGGCUGAAGGCUUUUCAGCUGCAGACGCUCAGUGUAUACUGAAGAUCAUACGGAAGCUCUUGCCCGUAUCGAAGCACGAGUGGAAUCACGCAGCAGACGAGUACUGUCGAGACUAUGCCGUGCCUAAUAAUCGACUUGGUCGAGACGGUCUCUCCCUGAAGCGAAAAUUCCGAAAUUGGCUCAAAACUGACGUGGACGAUACGGUUCGAGCUGAAGUAAGCGUAGCGCUUGGUGUUCAAGCGGAGAUUGAUGCUAAAAUGACAAAGGUGACGAGGACAACACCGUUAAAAGAGUUGGGGACCGAGAAGCUGGUGGGGACGACGACAAUGGGGGACGGAGAUAUGGAGGAAACUAGGACUGGUGAUGGAACAGACGCAGUCGUUGAUGCUGAAGCAGAAGCUGGACGGGAAGCAAGCAGUACGACGAGCAGCGAGGGUGGGGACAGGACUUCUGCUACUGAUUCUCGACGUGGUGGGAGGGUCGUUGGAUCGGAAGGCUACUCAGUAUCCGACAGGAGAGCUCUACUGUCGUUCGUCAGGGAAGUUCUGCCGUUGGACGCGACGGGGUGGGAGCAAGUGCUGCAAUUGUACCGCACGAAACAUGCUGGUCCAAACAAUCGUGCGGCACGAAAUGUAACAGGGGUCAAGAGCAAGUUUCGACAAUUGGUCAAUUGGAGGCAUGAGACGGAUGUGUGGACGAAGGAGCAUGGAGAUAUACUUGAAGCUCGUGCCAUCCAGCAGGAGAUUGACCUGCGCUCGAGCUUGGGUAAGCGUCAACGGUCUGAGGGCGCAUCCAGCGUUCCGUCCUCCCGUACACCCGAAAAAAACGUACCAGAAGAUGGCGAAGAGAACCCUGUUGCUUCGUCAAGCACAGAGCCAAGCAACAAUUCGCAGUCCAUGCGACAGCACGUUGUUACAGGAUGUGUAGGGACGGAACAAGUACCUGAUUCUGCACAUGUGGAUGAACGCUUGAUAGAUGGCGUCGCAGAGGCCAAUGUUGCCAAGUCAGCGCCGUCUGAUAUCGUUAGUCGAGAACUUGACCUUCUGAAACAACGCGAACGACGAGAAGCUGAACAAGCAGCAUGGGACAAAGAGCGAAGUAUGCGCGAAAAGCAACGCAUCUAUAUGGAAUCCUGGACGGUCGUGUGCGAUCGUUUACGUGCACUGUAUCGUGAGCGAGCGACGGAAGAUAAUCCAGAGAUAAUAAGCGAGUUUGACGACGAAAUCGCCGUCCUCAAGAAAAAAAAGCAGCGGCUUACAAGCUUGAUGAUAUAA
Molecule: messenger RNA, 1626 nt
Organism: Peronospora matthiolae
Lineage: Eukaryota; Oomycota; Peronosporomycetes; Peronosporales; Peronosporaceae
Source: the annotation of a GenBank genome assembly